Molecule: messenger RNA, 1578 nt
Organism: Lachancea lanzarotensis
Lineage: Eukaryota; Fungi; Ascomycota; Saccharomycetes; Saccharomycetales; Saccharomycetaceae
Product: LALA0S12e02520g1_1
Exons: 1
Coding region: 1-1578 (525 amino acids)
Biological process (GO): xenobiotic detoxification by transmembrane export across the plasma membrane
Cellular component (GO): membrane
Molecular function (GO): xenobiotic transmembrane transporter activity; fluconazole transmembrane transporter activity
Source: RefSeq, a predicted model, not a curated record
AUGUACUUUGAUUCAUACCAAAAUACUUUUGCAGUUGACGUUCUGGAGUCUCUUGGGUUGGUCAAAUUAGAAAAUUAUGGCGUGCCAGCGUCAGUGGAAAAUAUGGAUUUAGAAGAUGAACCCGAGGAUUGCGCUUCGGGUAAAAAAUUGGAGGCUCAAGACCAAACAGAUCAGUAUUUGGUCGAAUUUAGUGGCAGACUCGAUCCGGAACAUCCACACAAUUGGCCCACCAUCAAACGAUUUGUCGUCGUAUGCAAUGUGAUGCUUCUAACCUGCGUCACAUACAUGGGGACGUCAUUUUACACCCCGGGACAAGCAUUGAUACAAGACGAAUUCCAUGUAGGACAUGAACUCGGGACACUGAACUUGUCGUUAUACAUUUUGGGAUUUGGACUAGGCCCACUGGUGUUCGGACCACUUUCCGAACUUGUUGCGUUUGGACGUCAACCGCUGUUCAUCGGAACUUUGUUCAUCUACAUGCUACUGCACAUGGGGUGUGCUUUGGUGAAAAACAUAACCGGUCUGUUGAUUCUUCGGUUUCUAGCCGGAGUUUUUUGCUCUCCUUCAUUGACUAACGGUGCUGCGUCUGUUGCGGACGUUGUAAAGCCGCAGCAUGUUCCCAUAGUACUUGGUUUGUGGUCGAUUGGUGCACUAGCAGGCCCUGCUACGGGCCCUUUGCUUGGAGCCGCAAUGCUUGUUGCCAAAAAUUGGCGAUACAUGUUCUGGCUGAUGAUGUGGAUUAGUGCUGCUACGUUGCUAUCAAUGGUCUUCUUCUUCCCAGAGACAAAUGAAGAUACAAUCUUGUAUCGGAGAUGCCGAAGAAUCAGAAAGGCUACCGGUAAUAACAAUUACUACACUUUAAAGUCCAAGGAAGAGGAGAAACUUUCCUGGAGAGAUAUCAUGGUCACGACGUUGUACCGGCCGUUCGAAAUCAUUGCCCGAGAGCCGAUCGUGGUGGCUUUAAACUUGUACCACGCGGUAGAAUACGGUGUAUUUUACUUGUUUUUCGAAGCGUUUCCCAUCGUUUUUAACCAAGUGUAUCAUUUCACACCGGUGCAAUUGGGGUUGGCAUAUCUUGGGUUCUGUGUUGGAUGCGUCACCGCUUAUGGGGUUGCCAUGCUAUUUUUCAGGUUUUAUGCUUCCAAGCGAGUCGCCAACAACACUUUCGUACCGGAAACGCACUUGAUCUUGACAAUAUGGGUGUGUUGGACACUACCUUGCUCGCUGUUUCUAUUUGGAUGGGCUGCAUCCGUUCAUUGGAUUAUACCCGUCAUCACAGAAGUGAUUUUCAUUGUCGGCCAGUUCAAUGUUUUCCAAUCGGUCUUCUCCUACAUGGCCAUGUCUUAUCCGAAAUACACGGCUUCGGUAUUUGCUGGUAAUAAUGUGUGUCGUGCAAUCUUCGCAUGUGUAUUCCCUCUGUUUGGAAAAGCGAUGUACGACAAUUUGGCCAUCAAAGGAUAUCCUGUGGCCUGGGGGUCGUCUCUGGUGGGAUUUUUAUGUUUGGCGCUUGCACUUGUCCCAUUCGUUCUAUACAGAUAUGGUGCCCACUUACGGAGCAAAUCUAGGUUUGCUCAAUGA